CGCCCAAUAAAAUACGCGGUGGGCGGGUUUUUCAAUGACAGCGAUUCAGAACUAGGAACUAAACGGCUCUUGGCAGCAGCACCGGAGACAUGUGUGGCAUCUUCGCAUAUCUGAAUUAUCACGUGCCUCGCACUCGCCGUGAGAUCCUCGAGGUCCUUAUCAAGGGCCUGCAUCGCCUGGAGUACCGCGGCUAUGACUCCGCUGGUGUGGGCAUCGAUGGAGGAAACAGUAAGGAAUGGGAAAACAACUGCAAGAACAUCCACCUGAUCAAGCAAACAGGAAAAGUCAAAGCGCUGGAUGAGGAAAUCAAUAGGCAGCAGGAUGUUGAUCUGGAUGUGGAGUUCGACGUGCACCUGGGAAUCGCUCACACUCGAUGGGCCACUCACGGCGUCCCCAGCCCCGUCAACAGCCACCCGCAAAGAUCUGACAAGAACAACGAGUUUAUUGUCAUCCAUAAUGGAAUCAUCACCAACUACAAAGACUUGAAGAAGUUUCUGGAGAGUAAAGGCUAUGACUUUGAGUCUGAGACGGACACGGAGACCAUCGCUAAGCUGGUGAAGUACAUGUAUGACAACCGGGAGAACGAUGACAUCACCUUCGCCACCCUGGUGGAGCAAGUCACCCAGCAACUAGAAGGAGCUUUUGCCCUGGUCUUCAAAAGUGUGCACUAUCCAGGAGAGGCAGUGGGCAGCAGGAGAGGAGGUCCGUUACUGAUUGGAGUUAGAAGUGACCACAAGCUUUCCACAGAUCACAUCCCCAUCCUGUAUCGCUCCUCUGGUAAAGACAAAAAGAGCUGCAAUACUCUGCCCAGGAUGGACGAGGACACGUGUCUGUUUCGUGAGAAAGCCGUGGAGUACUACUUUGCAUCUGAUGCCAGUGCUGUCAUCGAGCACACCAAUCGAGUCAUCUUCCUCGAGGAUGACGAUAUCGCAGCGGUGCGUGACGGGCGUCUCUCCAUCCACCGGAUCAAGCGGACGGCAGGAGAUCACCCGGCCCGGGCCAUCCAGACCCUGCAGAUGGAGCUGCAGCAGAUCAUGAAGGGAAACUUCAGUUCCUUCAUGCAGAAGGAGAUCUUCGAGCAGCCAGAGUCUGUGGUCAACACCAUGCGAGGAAGAGUUAACUUCGACAACAACACAGUGACCCUGGGAGGGUUGAAAGACCACAUUAAAGAGAUCCAAAGAUGUCGUAGGCUCAUCAUGAUUGCCUGUGGGACCAGUUACCAUGCUGGAGUUGCAACUCGUCAGGUACUGGAAGAACUGACCGAACUUCCUGUCAUGGUGGAGCUGGCUAGUGAUUUCCUGGAUCGAAACACGCCUGUCUUCCGAGAUGAUGUGUGCUUUUUCAUCAGCCAGUCAGGAGAGACGGCAGACAGCCUGUUGGCUCUGCGCUACUGUAAGAGAGGUGCCUUGACGGUGGGCAUCACCAACACUGUGGGCAGCUCCAUCUCCAGAGAAACAGACUGUGGUGUUCACAUCAAUGCUGGCCCAGAGAUUGGUGUGGCUAGCACAAAGGCAUACACGAGUCAGUUUGUGGCUCUCAUCAUGUUCGCCCUGCUGAUGUGCGACGACAGAAUCUCAGUGCAGCCUCGCAGACGAGAAAUCAUACAAGGCCUCAAAGUUCUGCCAGAUCUAAUCAAGGAGGUGUUGAGCCUGGAUGAGGAGAUUCAGAAGUUGGCAGCAGAGCUGUAUCAGCAGAAGAGCGUUCUCAUCAUGGGCAGAGGAUACCACUACGCCACCUGCCUGGAAGGAGCUUUGAAAAUUAAGGAGAUCACGUACAUGCAUUCGGAGGGGAUUUUGGCUGGCGAGCUGAAGCACGGGCCGCUGGCUCUAGUGGACAAACUCAUGCCUGUCAUCAUGAUCAUCAUGAGAGACCACACGUACAACAAGUGCCAGAAUGCAUUGCAGCAGGUCGUGGCGAGACAGGGCCGUCCGAUCGUGAUCUGUGAUAAGGAGGACUACGAGACCAUCAAAAACUCCAGCCGCACCAUCAAAGUGCCUCACAGUGUGGACUGUCUGCAGGGAAUCCUCAGCGUCAUCCCGCUUCAGCUGCUGUCCUUCCACCUCGCUGUGCUCCGCGGAUAUGACGUUGAUUGCCCAAGAAACCUGGCCAAGUCUGUGACUGUUGAGUAAUCGCUUCCUAAUCGAACACACACACACACACACACACACACACUCACU
Molecule: messenger RNA, 2177 nt
Organism: Puntigrus tetrazona (Sumatra barb)
Lineage: Eukaryota; Metazoa; Chordata; Actinopteri; Cypriniformes; Cyprinidae
Gene: gfpt1
Product: glutamine--fructose-6-phosphate transaminase 1
Biological process (GO): UDP-N-acetylglucosamine metabolic process; fructose 6-phosphate metabolic process; carbohydrate derivative biosynthetic process
Molecular function (GO): L-glutamine:D-fructose-6-phosphate transaminase (isomerizing) activity; carbohydrate derivative binding
Source: RefSeq, a predicted model, not a curated record